AUGGAUCCGGAGGAGCUCACGGCCCUGAUAGUCAAGCGUGUGGUCGAGGCCGCUGUGCCGGUCACCACGGAGCUGGCCGGCUCCGAGACGAAGCUCGACUCGUCCGACAUCGACCUGAUCACCGAGGCGACGAAGCAGAAAGUCGCGGGCGAGGUCCAGGUCAUGCUCAAGGCGGCUGGGCUCAUGAACAAACCUGCAUCAGCUCCGGCGCCCAAAGCGGAGCCAAAGGGCCUCGGUGGAGGUCUCGCGCCCAAGAAGCCGAAAGACAGCGGCCCUGCCGCCGGACUGGGCGGAAAGGGCCUGCCCAGCCGGGCGCCCAAGCCCACAGGGCAGGCCAUCGCGGCGCCCGCGGCCGCCCCGCGCGCGGCCGCCCCGAGCGACCCCAUGACGGCGCUGUCCGCAAUGAUGGGAGGCGGCGCGCGCCCGGGCGGCUCCGGAGGCGGCAUGCCGGACCUGUCGGCCCUCAUGCAGGGCGGCGGCAGCGGCGGUGGCGGUGGCGGCAUGGGCGGGCUGAUGGACAUGGCCGCGAAGAUGAUGCAGAACCCCGGCAUGGCGGACGUCAUGCAGAAGAUGGAGCAGGACAUGGCGUCCGGCAAGGGCAUGGACAUGGGUGCGAUGAUGAACGCAGUAAUGCAGGGGAUGGGCGGGGCGCCGGGGGCGCCGGGGGGCCGCGCGCCCGCGCAGGCGCAGCGGCGCCAGGUCGUCAGUUGGCGCGACGCGCUCAAGAAGAUGCUUCCUUCCGCCGCCGAUGCGGAGCGGUGGGAGCAGAUGGUGGAGGCGGACAUUGUCACUAUGGCGCGCAGCAAACCCCAGCCUACGUUCUCGACGGCGUACAUCGCCGGGGAGCGCGAGUCCAACGAGGGGCUGUCGCUGUUCUGA
Messenger RNA from Pedinophyceae sp. YPF-701, 879 nucleotides. The record is from the annotation of a GenBank genome assembly. Lineage: Eukaryota; Viridiplantae; Chlorophyta; Pedinophyceae.